CUAUCUUAGUUCUGCCUCCUCCACAGCCCCGUCGACCUCCAGGUAUUUUGCUCUGAUGGGCGUCAUGUUGCCUGUCCACAAAUUGACAUAACCCUCGUCCGGCUGACCCAGGAUUUCUGUCAAGAACAUAGGCUUCCGAAUGUAUGUGUUGGACAGAAUGUAUGAACCGGAGAAGGGAUGCCACGGCAUGGAAAAGUAUCUGUCGAAGCAAGUGUCAGGGAGACUGUCCUGGAGAUUCCCCGGGAUGCCUCGGGGGUUGAAGUCGGCAUUGACGAUUGCGACGUCACACGCCAGCAAGUGUUCUGCCUCUGUUGCUUCAGCGGUGCCGCCGCCGAAUGCUUUGAAAAUGGUGGAAGCCUGCUUGAUGCGGCUGGUGGGCGAUGCCGUGCUGUCGAGGUGAGCCCCGCCGAAGCACAGCUGUAAGCUGGUUCGAGCGCCGGUCGGUGUCUUCCACCAGAUGGGGAUUUUGGCCAGAACGGCCUCCUUGGUUGCGGUAGUCCUGCCCUGCCCGCUGGCUGUCUUGAACUGCGCGGUGACACACACACACACACACACAGAGAGAGAGAGAGAGAGAGACGAGACACAAAGGAGACACACUCACAGAUGAUGUCCCCCCCCACACCCCCACACUCUGUGCGACCUUUUCUGACCGCAUUGACGGCAGCCGUCUUGAGUGCCGUCUUGCGUGGGCCCCCUGCGUCGUGCUGCAUGAAGGAGAGCUCCGCGGCCUUGACUUGAUCACCUUUGACCAACGAGAAACGAUCCAUCUCGAGCAACACGGCCAUGACCACCCCGUCUCGCGUGUCGGGCAGUCCUGCUUCAACCCUAGGGACUUCCGCCUGGCCCUCGGAGACGUAGAGCGAUCCCCACAAGUAGAUCGGCACUUUGUGAAUGUUUUUGAUAAACCGUGGGACGAGCCAGUGGGCGGGGUAGUGGCCACUGAAGGAGGGGGUCGCAGCCGCCGAGCUCUUUGCAGCCUUUGCGUCGGCGUCGAAGAUCAGCAACGAGUAGAAGUGUUCCUUGGCCCAAUGGUGCAACCUGCAGGCAGACGAUAGGUGUGCGGUGUGCAAUGUGUUGGCUGCACAAAGGCAUCUCCUACGUGGUCCCGGCCGCUCACCACCUGCCCAGCCCGGCUUCGCCGUUCUCCUGCACAUCAACCAACCAACCAACGAGGAUGCCCAAUGGGUUCACUCAUUGAUUCAUUCAUUCAUUGACUCCUUCUUUCUCACGCACUGCUUGCCUGCAGUGUCAGAUGGAUGACCGCGCCCUCCCCAUCAACAUCAGCACUGCACGUCGCGAGCAGCGUCCCCAACGCCGAGAAGAGCUCGUCCCCGGUCACGCCACCGGUGGCCGCCUUGCCACUCUCGCUGCCUGCAUCUGUCGGAAAAAUGUCCUCAUCACACAUAAUGAGGCCGACACAAGACAUGCAUGAACACCCCUUGGCUGCCUGCCUGCCUGCACAGCCUAUGUAUGGUCUUACUGUAUGUGACGGAACAAAGGCCGAUGGCGGGCUGCUGGUCGCUGCUGCACUUGUCCGACAGUGGCAGCUGCCAAGGGGCGUCGGCGAGGGAGCUGGUGCGACACAGCGACAGGAACAAUAGCAAAGUGGACGCAAGGAAGGUCAUGGUCAGCGAGACGAGACGCUGGUG
This is a messenger RNA of Vitrella brassicaformis, 1649 nucleotides long. NCBI's taxonomy places the organism in Eukaryota, Vitrellaceae. The record is from the annotation of a GenBank genome assembly.